AUGCCACCGCGACUUCCUGCCACUGCUGCGAGCAGUAUCUUCAAUUUGACCAGUCUGCUUCAGAGCUUGCCCGCAACCACACGGAAUCAAGCACUCACAAAGUGCUCUGCCUGCCUCUUCUCCACCACAGCUCCUUUAGAAGCGAAGCGGACGCGGAAACGAAAGGUCAGGAAGCAUGUCGACCCAUACCGCCUGGCGCAGGCCCGGCAGCGCAAAUCAGCCAAUUUAGCACGACAAAAAGUGUUGCAAGCAGAACGCGAACUCGCCCUCGGUGACCCUGUCCGAUCACGGCCGACGCCGUUUGUCAGUUCGUUGCAGGCAAACGCUCCUAUCGCAACGAUCAAAGAGUCCUACCUAAACUACUUUCUGAAACCGGAGGACGUGCAAAAAUCCCUAGAAUACUCCAAGUGGCUGACUGAACCUCUUCCGGAUUCCAGCCCCAUUGUGGGAGCUGAAGCACGGCUUGCUGAACGAAUCAAGGAGCAUGCCGCUUCCCACGGAAAUGCUUCGAAGGCCUUGCUCGCUAUUGCCUCGCUGGAGAACGCUAGCAGCAAAGAUCGCACACGCAUCAACAUUCAAAGAUGCAUCGAAGAGUUUGGCCGCCACAACACGGAAGGGGUUCUUGCGCCGGGGCUCCAGAGCAAGCAGAAUGCCUGCAAGGAAAGCGAAGGGACCGAUACCACUGCCAUCACGGUCCCGAAACGGAUCGGUGCAGACACUGGAUCUCCCGAAGUCCAAAUUGCCAUACUCACGGCAAAGAUCAACGUCCUCGCGAACAACUUGCACAAAAAGGACAAAAGCAACAAGAGGCGAUUGAGGAUGAUGGUGCACAAGAGACAAAAGUUAAUGGCGUAUCUCAGAAGACAAGACCGAGGCGGGCCAAGAUGGCAGAAUGUCGUUGAGAAACUUGGGCUCAACGAUGCCAUGUGGAAAGGAGAGAUCAGCUUGUAA
Fonsecaea erecta is the source of this 951-nucleotide messenger RNA. RefSeq names its product ribosomal protein S15. The transcript is spliced from 2 exons. Gene Ontology annotation, biological process: translation. The coding region runs from base 1 to 951 and encodes 316 amino acids. NCBI's taxonomy places the organism in Eukaryota, Fungi, Ascomycota, Eurotiomycetes, Chaetothyriales, Herpotrichiellaceae. The record is from RefSeq and is a predicted model, not a curated record. Gene Ontology annotation, cellular component: ribosome. Gene Ontology annotation, molecular function: structural constituent of ribosome.